Messenger RNA from Puccinia triticina, 1623 nucleotides. RefSeq lists its product as uncharacterized. The transcript has a single exon. Lineage: Eukaryota; Fungi; Basidiomycota; Pucciniomycetes; Pucciniales; Pucciniaceae. The coding region runs from base 1 to 1623 and encodes 540 amino acids. The record is from RefSeq and is a predicted model, not a curated record. Gene Ontology annotation, molecular function: hydrolase activity, hydrolyzing O-glycosyl compounds.
AUGGCUUUCUUGAAAAAGGCGACUGAAAAAUUGAAGGAAGUCCAGCUGACAUCGAUGGAAAAGUUUGGCGAGGCGAAAGCCAAGUUCCCGCACUCCCACCAUUCGAGCACCCAGCAUCCAAUUGGCGGCCCGGGCGCAUUCAAUGACCAGCAGGACUUUUACCCGAAUACGGCGGAUAGCGGCUCGGGAGGCGCGGCGAACAACCGGGGCCGAUUUAUAAUCAGGAAUCCGGCCACGGCCCAGCUCGAGGUCGAAGGGACGGGUGAGGUGGUCCGGUUUGCGAGUCUCUGCGCACCCGAUCUGUUCGAUAGCGAAGGCUGGGAAAAGGAAGACACGAUGCGGACGAUCUCUCAGUUCGGGAAAUGGCCGGUGACUCGCACGUAUACCCUCAAGGUUCAGUCGACCCGGAUCUCGAAAGGGCACAUCAACGGAUGGGACCCGGAGGCAGAAGAUUUCAUCUACGACGAGCACAUGUUUGUGUCGAUCGACCACACCAUCGCUUUGGCCGCUCAGUACAACGUCCGACUGAUCAUCCCCAUCAUCAACCAAGACUUCGGCUCAGAAGACACGAAUUGGGUCGGAAACUUCACCGAUCUGAUCCGCCAUCGACGCGGCUGUCGAAAAGACGGCCACGGCCAGGAUUGGUGGAGGGAUGAGGAAUGUUUGGACUCGAUGAAGAAGAUCGUGAGCUUCCUGCUCAACCGAGUCAAUACCUUCACCGGCGUCCGGAUCGGCGACGACCCGACCAUCCUCGCCUUCGAGACCGGCAACGAGAUGAACUGUGGAGGGCUGCGUCCCGCCCCGGGCGAGUGGACCCUCGAAAUUGCCCGUCACAUCAAGAGCCUCGCCCCCAAGGCCUUGGUCAUGGACGGAUCCUUUGCGCGUACCGACGCGAUCGAAUACAGCCACGACCACCAAGCCCUCCGUAGCGACUUGGUGGACAUCAUCAGCUGGCACUACUACGGCUAUGGAGAGAAGAGGCGGGUAGAGGAGGACGUGAAGGCUGCACGCGCACACGGCACGGUGUUUAUCUGCGGCGAGUACGGCUUCUUUGCACAUGGAAAAGAGUUUGAAUCCUUCUUGAAACAUUGCGACCGACACGGCGCCGCGGGAACCCUGGCCUGGUCUCUGCGCCCGCACUCCAUCAAGGGUGGCUUCAAGACCCACGGCGAGGGCAACGAGAUCUGGUCCUACCAUGCCCCCGGCUGGAAGCCGGCCCGUCUGUCCAGCGGCGAGCACCACGAAUGGGAUCAUCGGGAGCGCGACGUCAUCCGGGCCAUCCGCAAGGCCGCCUUCGACUUGACCCACCAGAAGCCCCCGCCCAUCCAGCCUGAAUACCCACCCGAGCUCUUUCUCUGCGACAACGGAAAGAGCUUCACCUGGAGAGGCGUGGCCUGGGCGGAUUACUACGAGCUAUGGACCAGUCCACUCGGUGAAGGCGAUGAGAAAUGGAAGUUCUUCCAGGGCGGGAUUACCGACAACAUCAAGCAAGGCCACCUCAAGUACCAUUCGGCCAACAUCCUGCGGCGCAAGCAUUGCCACAGCCUUCUGAUCACCAUGCGAGCCAUCUCUGCCGACAAGCUUCCCGGCCCGUUCUCUAAACCUUUGCAAAUUGGCUCUUAA